AUGCCUAUACAACGUAAAAAACGCAACCUGAGGAAAAAGACCUUCGAUUCAGACGAUGACGAGAACAACAGCAUCCGCGAGCAAUCGCCCAGCGAGAUUAGUGAUACUAUCGAAGAGUUACAAGAGCUGCGACGAUUAAGACGUAAGCAUGGCGGCAUUGAUGUUGAAAAGCUGUCCAAAGGAGGCGACAAAAAGAAGAAAAAGAAGCCUGAUCAGCACGAUCCUUGGGGUUUGCAAAAGACGCUGGAUUCUGUUCGACGGGGUGAGGAAGAAGAGGGCACUGAAAAGAAACUUAAGCUUGACUCGUUCACAACACAGACCAAUGCCUUGGACGUCGACAAGCACAUGAUGGCUUACAUUGAGGAAGAGAUGAGGAAACGUCGUGGUGAAAACAAGGUGACCGAUGCUCCAGGUGGAUCUUCCAAGGGGGCUGUUGAGAAAAGGAAACGAGAUGGGCCUGUGGAUAUCUAUGAAGAAUUGUACCAAAUUCCGGAUCGAUUAAAGGUUGGACAAAAGCCUGUUGAAGAAGGUAGCAUGCAACUUUCGACACAAAUGUUGACAGCUAUUCCUGAAGUGGAUUUGGGCAUUGACGUGCGACUAAAAAAUAUCGAGGAUACUGAACGUGCAAAGCGGAAAUACAUGGAUGAAGAAGCGACAAAGGGGGAAGAGCCAGUAGAGGAAGAUGAAGUACCUGCCAACUAUGAAAAGCAAAUCGUCAAACCACAAAACAAGCGGACUGAUCGACGACAGAUGGCAUCUGAUGAAAUCGUAGCAGAACGUUUCAAGAAGCGUAUGCGUAAAUAG
This is a messenger RNA of Lichtheimia ornata, 804 nucleotides long. RefSeq lists its product as uncharacterized. Gene Ontology annotation, biological process: mRNA splicing, via spliceosome. Lineage: Eukaryota; Fungi; Mucoromycota; Mucoromycetes; Mucorales; Lichtheimiaceae. Gene Ontology annotation, cellular component: spliceosomal complex. The transcript is spliced from 8 exons. Bases 1 to 804 code for a protein of 267 amino acids. The record is from RefSeq and is a predicted model, not a curated record.